Messenger RNA from Ilex paraguariensis (yerba mate), 1684 nucleotides. NCBI's taxonomy places the organism in Eukaryota, Viridiplantae, Streptophyta, Magnoliopsida, Aquifoliales, Aquifoliaceae. The record is from the annotation of a GenBank genome assembly.
CAAAAUUGUACGUUUGUACUGGAGUUUUUGGAUGAAGAAUCCCCAUAAAAAACGUCAAACUCAAGCUCACCCACAAUCUCUACAAGCUUUCUUCCCACCUUUCCUGUCAUCUUCUUCAUCGUAGUACCCAAUAUUAUUAUCUCGUUCUGUCGUUUCUUUGUCUCUCUCCCUCGAAUUCUACGCUAUCCUUAAAAGGGGGUUUCCUCUGGGGUUUGACUUCUAUUCUCAUACAAAAAAAAAAAUCUCUUCAUUGCUUCUAUAUUUUAUUAUCUGAAACUGUUUGUGAGCUCAUGGUCAUGGCGUUAAUUGACGCAUUUUUUGAAAUUCUAAAGAAACCCACUUUUGGGGAAGUACUUUUAGAGCUGAUGAUGUUCAUGGGUCCAGUGUUGAUUGCUGUUCUUCUUGGAAUUAUGGUUGGAUGGGCUUGGAAACCCAGAUGGGCUAGCUUAGGGAAUUGCAAAUUCGAUUGUUCGACACCCUCCGCGCCGUCUGCUUUGCCAUUGUCCCCAGUGAAGGUUUUUGGUUCAACCCAUUCAAAUUGCAGUUCUUCACAGCUGAACAAUCAAGAGAGAGUUGUUGUCACGAAGGAGGAUUUAGAACAUCUAUGCCAUCUGGUGGAGAGGAAAGAUGGUGGUCCUGCUUGGAAACAUAUGAUGGACCGUUCAACAUCCAAUAUGAGCUACCAAGCAUGGCAAAGAGAUCCCGAGAAUGGUCCUCCUCAAUACUGCAUCAGAACUGUCUAUGAGGAUGCCACACCCGAAUUGUUAAGGGACUUCUUCUGGGAUGAUGCGUUCCGACUGAAGUGGGAUGACAUGCUAUUACGUGCUGCAACUGUAGAAGAAUGCCCCACCACAGGAACCAUGGUAGUGCAUUGGGUUCGGAAGUUUCCUUUUCUUUGUAGUGACAGGGAAUACAUCAUAGGUCGUCGAAUUUGGGAAUCAGGAAGAUCAUAUUACUGUGUGACAAAGGGUGUGCCCUGCCCUUCUAUUCCAAUACAAGACAAACCGAGACGCGUUGACUUGUACUAUUCAAGUUGGUCUAUUCAAGCAGUGGAAUCCAGAAAAGGGGAUGGCCAACUGACAGCGUGUGAGGUGACACUCUUCCAUCAUGAAGAUAUGGGCAUCCCAUGGGAAAUUGCAAAGUUUGGAGUGAGGCAGGGGAUGUGGGGAGCUGCCAAAAAUAUCGAGCGUGGCUUCCGUGCCUACCAGAAGGCAAGAGCAUCUGAUGUACCUCUCUCUCGGCCUGCAUUUAUGGCUCAGGUCAACACAAAAAUUGAUCCAAACUACCUGAAAUUCGUGGAAGAUGAUGAAGAUACAUCUGAGCCUGAAAUCAUUGGUUCCCCUGUUAAGCCAAUCGGCAUGAACAUACCUAAGCUCCUCGUUUUUGGUGGGGCUGUUGUUGUUGCUUGUAGUCUUGACCGGGGACUCUUGACUAAGGCACUUAUAUUCGGUGUUGCCAGAAGGUUUUCAAACAUAGGUAGAAGAGCGUGCCCAAGGACAUAAGGUCAUUCAUUUAUACAAUUUAGCCUUCUAUUUUUUCUUGUUCCUCUUCAUACCAGCUCAUAUGAGCUUUUGUCAUUCACAUCUCAUGAAAGAUGGGAGUUGUUAUUUUAUUUCUUAUUUUUGUGUUUAUAUUCGUUGUAUUUUCGAGUUUAAGCUUGCUACAGUUGGAUAUAAAAUAUGGC